AUGAAUAAUCCCUCGAGUCGACUCACCAAGUUCCGAUUGUGCCUAGAAGAAUACGAUUUCACUGUAGAAUAUUUGAAAGGUAAAGAUAACGUAGCUGCAGACGCGUUAUCUAGGAUUGAAAUUUCCAGUGAAGAAUUAAAGAACAUGACAAAGCAAGUGGUAUCAGUAAUGACUAGAGCACAGAGGAAACGCAUGGAAGAGCAAGAAAACAAUAAUAAGUCACAAGACAAGGGUUCCAACUGCGACUGGCCUGCGCAACCAGACAUAGUUGAACUUCUCAAAAAACCUCAGGAAUUACCGGAAUUAAGUUUCCAUAAACGCGACUACUACAAAAUACUAAAACAAUCAGAUCGCGUCAUGAGUAAAAAUAAUGAAAUCAUAUACUCGCCAUCCUUGGCGACAUUGUGUGUCAGGCCUAUUACUCCAUCGCGUACGAAACGAGCUUUCUUCGCGAGAGAAUUAGGUGCAUUUUGCAAGGCACAACAAAUAAAAGAGGCAGGGGGUGUCAACCGAGACGGCCAUUCUGAGUCUAAAGCAUACCGUCAAGUACUAUACCGACAGAAGUACACCGGUGUACGCAUGCUUCCUGGAUCUUUCCAAGGCUUUGAUCUGGUGUCAUAUGGUAUCCUGUGGGAUAAGCUAGCUAGCACGAGUGUACCACGUGAGCUCAUAGGUGUUCUUAAGUAUUGGUACAAUAAUCAGUUUAACUACGUUAAAUGGAAUGACUCACUGUCGGGAGCAUACAGGUUGGAGUGCGGGGUGAGGCAGGGGGGGUUGACCUCCCCUAAGCUCUUCAACUUGUAUGUUAACGCUCUGAUCGAGGAGCUCAGCAACAUGCAUGUGGGUUGUCAUGUAGAUGGAGUUAGCGUCAAUAAUAUUAGCUACGCGGACGACAUGGUGUUGCUGAGCCCCUCGCUAUGUGCUCUCAGGCAAAUGCUGAAAACGUGUGAGUCAUAUGCGAAAAAACAUGGACUUAUUUACAAUGCCGGUAAAAGUGAAUACAUGGUUUUCAGGUCACACAGGAUGAAUCCCAAUGUGUACCACAAAAUACAACUGAAUGGUAAAUCACUGGAAAGAGUUACACAAUUUAAAUACUUGGGACACAUCCUGUGUGAAAAUUUGAAAGAUGACCUCGACAUUGAAAGGGAAAGGAGGGCGCUGGCGGUGCGGAGUAACAUGUUGGCCCGUAGAUUUGCUCGCUGUUCGAAACAAGUCAAAAUUACCCUUUUUAAGGCGUACUGUCAAGUAUUUUACACGAGCAGUCUAUGGGUCAACUAUACUCAAAAGGCAUACAACGCCCUCCGAAUCCAAUACAACGACGCCUUCAGGAUGCUGUUGGGACUGCCCCGUUACUGCAGCGCUUCAGGGAUGUUCGCCACGGAACGAACUGAUGACUUCUAUGCCAUCCGGCGUAAACGAAUAGCGUCUCUGUUGUGUCGGGUGCGGGGCAGUCACAACAGUAUACUUAAGGUCAUAGCAGAGAGGGUGGAUUGUACCUUCUUGAAAUUUUGGGUUGACCUAAUAAUAAGUAAAUAGUUAUUUAAUGUAGUAGUAGUAAGUAAAUAACGUAGUCAUAAGCCAAACUAACAAUUGUAUGGAUAAAAUUUAUCUGAAAUAAAGAAUUAAUAAUAAUAAUAAUAAGCCCGCAGGGCAGCUUGUGGCGAGCUGUUGGGGAGUAACGACCCCACGGACCCGAGUGCUCCCGAGAGUCGGUCAGGGUCUCCGUCUCCGGCGUGUCUUCGUCGGUCGGAGUGGACCCCAAGGGGACCCGCAGGACUCUCAGCUCUGGCUUGCCUUAAUUGGCCGUCCAGAGAGGAGUCGCUAGAGCUAUAUGCUCCAGGGGUGGAAGUGAAAGAUGCAUAAGACGCGAGUUGGCACAGUGGCUGGUAACAGCCACUGGGUAGAAAGCGGCGCACACCUCUCGACACCCCUGAGUCGCUCACACCGAUGUUGCCCCUGGUCGUCUUCACGACGGCAGUUUCAGGGGCCCAUCUAGUCAGCGGCAAGUCACCACCUGCCUCGAUAACGUGUGUUAGCAUUGUUAUGGCAGGUGUCCGAACUCUUUACAAUAGCCCAGUCUCAUAGUCCACCCAAACUUCAAUCCAUAGACCGGUAUACUAUUCACUUUUGCUACAAUAGUCCCAAUGCCUGCUGAGACCGGUUCAUGGGUGUCUAUUGUUGCACCUGUGAACGGGUUCCAGCAGGCGUUCUACAUGACAUUAAAGCUCUCCAAGGGGCCUCUACGUGUUGGAUCUGUGUCCCCACGCAAGCCUAUCAAAAAACCGGGAUUAUAGGCCCGUGAUAUCGAAGGAGAUACAAGUAAUAAUAAUAAUAAGCCCGCAGGGCAGCUUGUGGCGAGCUGUUGGGGAGUAACGACCCCACGGACCCGAGUGCUCCCGAGAGUCGGUCAGGGUCUCCGUCUCCGGCGUGUCUUCGUCGGUCGGAGUGGACCCCAAGGGGACCCGCAGGACUCUCAGCUCUGGCUUGCCUUAAUUGGCCGUCCAGAGAGGAGUCGCUAGAGCUAUAUGCUCCAGGGGUGGAAGUGAAAGAUGCAUAAGACGCGAGUUGGCACAGUGGCUGUUAACAGCCACUGGGUAGAAAGCGGCGCACACCUCUCGACACCCCUGAGCCGCUCACACCGGUGUUGCCUCUGGUCGUCUUUACGACGGCAGUUUCAGGGGCCCAUCUAGUAAGCGGCGAGUCACCACCUGCCUCGAUAACGUGUACUAACAUUGUUAUGGCAGGUGUCCGGACCUCUCAGCAAUAGCCCAAUCUUUUGACCAGCCAAAAUUCAUCACUAUAACCAGCACUUUUCUCCACUAUAUUUACAAUAGCCCCUACGCCUGUUGGGACCGAUUGACGGGUAUCUAUUUGUACCCGUGAAUGGGUUCUAGCAGGUGUAUUACAUAACAGCAAACUUCUCCAAAGGGCCUCUACGUGUUGGAUCUGUAUCCCCACGCACGCCUAUCAAAUGACCGGGAUGUAUAUACCCGUGAGUUUUUAAGAGAGACAAAUAAUAAUAAUAAU
This is a messenger RNA of Cydia fagiglandana, 3027 nucleotides long. RefSeq lists its product as uncharacterized. NCBI's taxonomy places the organism in Eukaryota, Metazoa, Arthropoda, Insecta, Lepidoptera, Tortricidae. Bases 1 to 1536 code for a protein of 511 amino acids. The record is from RefSeq and is a predicted model, not a curated record. The transcript is spliced from 2 exons.